AUGAAGGAUAAUGCUUGCGAACAGAAGAGGUGUUCUGACACUGAAACUCAAGCAGAUCAGUCACCUUUAAUAGACAGCUUUUGCGGCCAGAACGGUAACUGCACCGCUAGUAGCACCUAUCAGACAAACCUCAACAACCUUCUCGGUUCUCUUUCCUCCCCCGGCAACGAUAACGGCUACGGUUUCUACAGUUCCUCCGUCGGAGUAAACUCCGACAAAGUUAAUGCAUUCGGCCUCUGCAGAGGAGAUGUCAAGGCUGGUGAUUGCGAAAGUUGCGUCAGCCAAGCUAGUGAUCCUCUCAAAAGAGCAUGUCCUGUCCAGAAGGAGGCCAUUAUAUGGUACGACUAUUGCAUGUUGCGCUACUCGAAUGAAUCAUUAUAUGGCAUCGUGACAACAGACCCUUCUGUGUUUCUGUCAAACACACAAAACGUUUCGUCACCGGAUGAGUUCAAUCGGCAGCUGAAGUUGUUAUUGGAAGGACUAAUUACUAAAGCUGCAGCAGGAGGUACUGAUAGGAAGUUUGCACUGGGCACAAACACAACCGCCAGCUUUGUAACAAUAUAUGGACUUGCACAGUGUACUCCAGAUUUGUCGCUGGAAGAAUGCACUCAAUGCUUAAAUGCAGCGUUGGCACAAAUCCCACUAUAUAGUUAUGGGAAGAUUGGUGGGAAUGCUGUUGCACCCAAGUUGUAUCUUAAGGGUAGGCUUUGGAACGAAGAGGAGAUAGCAGUGAAAAGGCUCUCCAGAGAUUCUGCACAAGGAGAUAUAGAAUUUAAAAAUGAGGUGGUGCUAGUGGCAAAGCUUCAACAUCGAAAUUUAGUUAGGCUCCUUGGUUUCUGUCUGGAGAGAAAUGAAAGACUUCUUGUCUAUGAGUUUGUCCCAAAUGCAAGUCUUGAUCAUUUCGUAUUUGGUAUAGUUGAAGACUUGAAGCCUAUUCAUGUGUAUGACAUUCUUCCGAUGAAUCCAAUCAAGCGUGAACAGUUGGAUUGGGAAAUUCGCUACAAGAUUAUACUAGGGAUUGGGCGAGGACUCCUUUACCUUCAUGAAGAUUCUCGUCUUAGAAUUAUCCAUCGUGAUCUCAAAGCAAGUAAUAUUUUAUUAGAUGCAGAAAUGAACCCCAAAAUUGCAGAUUUUGGUAUGGCAAGAUUGUUUAAUAUCGAUCAAACACAAGGCGAAACCAGUCGAGUUGUGGGAACUUAUGGAUAUAUGGCUCCUGAGUAUGUAAUGCGCGGACAUUUUUCUGUGAAGUCCGAUGUCUAUAGCUUUGGUGUGUUGGUUUUGGAGAUAGUAAGCGGACAGAAAAAUAGCUCUUUUCGUCAUGAAGGAAAUUUGGAGGAUCUUCUAGGCUAUGCAUGGAAUAGUUGGAAGGGAGGGACAUCUUCAAAUUUGAUAGAUCCCAUGUUGAGGACUGGUUCGAGGCCUGAAAUAGUGAGAUGCAUCCAUAUUGGAUUGUUAUGUGUUCAACAAAGCAUAGGUGAUAGACCAACCAUGGCUGCAAUCAUUCAAAUGCUUACCAGCAACUCUGAUGAUCUCCCAGUACCCUCACAACCAGCGUUUUAUAUGUAUAAUCAAGGCAUUGGAUCCUCAUCCGACAUGUCGUUGGGAUUUGAGACUUUAGAGAGACGUUAA
Molecule: messenger RNA, 1629 nt
Organism: Rosa rugosa (rugosa rose)
Lineage: Eukaryota; Viridiplantae; Streptophyta; Magnoliopsida; Rosales; Rosaceae
Product: cysteine-rich receptor-like protein kinase 29
Exons: 7
Coding region: 1-1629 (542 amino acids)
Biological process (GO): protein phosphorylation
Molecular function (GO): protein kinase activity; ATP binding
Source: RefSeq, a predicted model, not a curated record